CCCCGUCUUCCUUAAACAUUUUAGGCGAGGAGAAAAACAAGUGGGAGCGAACCAAACACUCAACCAACUUUUCUCUCCCGCAUCAACAACAACUCUUUCUUCCCCAAACCAAAUCCAAAACCAAAUGGAUUCCAAACUUCGAAACCCAGAAACCCCAGAAUCCAUUUCAGAAGAAGAAAAACAGCAACUUGCCAUUGUCUCUUCAUCCCCUUUUGCCACUGCUUCUCUUUCUCUUUCUCUUUCUCUCUCCACCAUUCUACCUACCCAUUUUUUAACUCAACCUAAAAUCUCAGCUCUUUUUUCCUCUCCACCAACCAAGGCGAAAAUACCUACUCAAGCCACCUCUCUCACUCACCUCUCUCUUUUCUCCACUUCUUCUCCUAAACUCUCCUUUAAGUCUACCAUCUCUGCCAACCCUCCAACCCCCCUCACUCUUGGCCCCCGCCGCCCCUCUGACCCCUCCAAUGCUGCCGGAACUCGCCGAGCUUGCAUCGUUUGGUUUCGCAAUGACUUGCGUGUCCAUGACAAUGAGUGCCUCAACUCUGCCAACAACGACUCUAUGUCUGUUUUGCCUGUUUAUUGUUUUGACCCGAGAGAUUAUGGCAAAUCCUCUUCUGGGUUUGAUAAAACUGGACCUUAUCGUGCCAAUUUCUUGAUUGAAUCUGUCUCUGACCUGCGCAAGAACUUGCAGGCUAGAGGAUCUGAUCUUGUGGUGAGAGUGGGGAGACCGGAGACCGUGUUGGUUGAAUUGGCAAAGGCUAUUGGAGCUGAUGCUGUGUAUGCGCAUAGAGAGGUGUCUCAUGAUGAGGUUAAGGCAGAGGACAAGAUUGAGGAGGUUAUGAAAGAUGAGGGAGUUGAGGUGAAGUACUUUUGGGGAAGUACUUUGUAUCAUUUGGAUGAUUUGCCUUUCAAGUUGGAAGAUAUGCCAUCGAAUUAUGGUGGGUUUAAGGAGAAAGUGCAGGUUUUGGAGAUUAGGAAGACCGUUGAGACCUUGGAUGAAUUAAAGGGUUUGCCUUCAAGAGGAGAUGUGGAGCCUGGGGAUAUCCCUAAUCUAUUGGAUUUGGGUCUCAACCCAACUCAGGAUGGGAAGGCAACUGCAAGUGCUUCUAUGGUGGGAGGCGAGGCUGAAGCACUACAGAGGCUCCAGAAAUUUGCAGCUGAGUGCCAAGCACAACCUCACAAGGGAAUCAAUGGCAGCCAUGACAGCAUAUAUGGCGCAAACUUUUCCUGCAAAAUCUCUCCAUGGCUCACAGUGGGAUGCAUCUCUCCCCGUUCCUUGUUUGAUGAGCUUAAGAAGACUGCUGCAAGAACAAUUUCUGGUGCCUCAAAUCGCGGUGGUGGUGGUGGUGGUUCACCUGAUAGUGGAAUGAACUGGUUGAUGUUUGAGUUGUUGUGGAGGGAUUUCUUCAGAUUCAUUACCAAGAAAUACAGUGCUCCAAGGAAACAGCUGGAAGCAACUCCAGCCACAGCUUGCACCACGGGUGCAUUUGCUUAGGCAAGACAUUGUUUUGUUGGCGAAAAGGAAAUUUGCCCUGAACUGGGGGAUCGUUUCCUACCCACUGAUGAAUGGAGCCGCUAGACGUUGUAGUAGGAUUGUUGACGGGAGUUGCUGCAAUAAAUUGGUUGAAUUGGGGCUCCUGCCUUAUUUAGAGAAUUUUAUAUUCACGUGCCCUCUUGUGAAUAUGCAUUAAGUAUUUUUUUUUUUUUCCCUGUUUUUCGCUGAGGAUCAAAUUCACCUUGCAAAACUGGAAUUAUAUUUUCACAAAUUGGGUGGUUGAUCCCGUAGCCAAGUCAGACAAUGAGGCAAAUGCUUUUAAGUAUUUGUCGCGUGUAAUCCGAAUUACUGAAUGGUUUUUAUCCAUGAGAACGCUAUAAAACUUAGAAACCUAAAAAAGACGAAA
Molecule: messenger RNA, 1901 nt
Organism: Populus nigra (black poplar)
Lineage: Eukaryota; Viridiplantae; Streptophyta; Magnoliopsida; Malpighiales; Salicaceae
Product: blue-light photoreceptor PHR2
Biological process (GO): photoreactive repair
Molecular function (GO): FAD binding; DNA binding
Source: RefSeq, a predicted model, not a curated record